Messenger RNA from Rotaria sp. Silwood2, 231 nucleotides. NCBI's taxonomy places the organism in Eukaryota, Metazoa, Rotifera, Eurotatoria, Philodinida, Philodinidae. The record is from the annotation of a GenBank genome assembly.
AUGGCCACUGGAGGAGGGGAAGAAACAAUAGCACAGCGCAUUUUGUGCAUUACAGACAUUGCUCAGGAGCCACUUGAAUUUAUUGCGCCCAUUGGUGGCUUUGAAGAAAUGCCGCUUGUUCCACUUGAAAUAGCUGUUGAACCGCUUGUUCCACUUGAAAUAGCUGUUGAACCGCUUGUUCCACUUGAAAUAGCUGUUGAACCGCUUGUUCCUAUUCUACCAGCUGUUUAA